AGGGAGCUGGUGUGUGGAAGGAGAUUUUCGAGUUUUUGUAAGGAAAUUUAUAGAAAAGUUAACGCAUCUAUAAUGGCGUUAACUAUUAAAGAAGAAAUUAGCGACGAGUCUGUUGUUAGUUCAGUAGGAGAGAAGGAAUUUUUGAAGGUAAAAAAGCGGAAAAAUAAGAAAAAAAGAGCCACGUCCCAGGAGAAUCAUCACUGGUGGUAUGCCUUGGCUGUUGUGACUCUCCUGGCCGUAGCGACUCGUCAGGUUGGGCUCGAUCUACCUGCAGGAACAGUCUGGGACGAAGUACACUUUGGAACUUUCGCCAAUCACUACAUCAAUAGAACAUUCUACCACGAUGUCCACCCGCCGUUAGGAAAGAUGCUGGUCGCGGGGGCAGCCUGGCUCACCGGGUACCAGGCCACAUUUGAGUUCGCCGUCGGCAAGGACUACACGCCAGAUAUCAACUUUGUAGGGAUUAGAGGGAUGAUGGCGCUUCUCGGUGCCUUGUUGGUUCCUCUGACCUUCCUGGUGGUGUGGGAGGCCUCCUUCUCCCUCAACGCCUCCGUCAUCGCCUCCGUCUGCGUCCUCUGUGACACGUUUAUUCACCGCCUGAACACCCUCCUGCUUCUGGAUCCUCCGCUGCUGGUCGCUAUCGUCGCCUGCGUAUACGGGACCAUCAAGUUCCAUAACCAGCGCCACAGAGAAUGGUCGCUGGCGUGGUGGGCGUGGCUCAUGUUCACGGGCGUGUGUCUGGGUGCAGUAACAAGUAUCAAGUACGUGGGCGUCUUCACCGUGCUCUAUGUGGGCGUGCACACAGCGUAUCAGCUCCUGUGUAUUUUGAUAGAUUCAAGUCGACCUGUGUGGCACGUUUUCCCACAUACAGCAGCACGGGUCCUCGGCCUGAUCAUUCUACCCAUUGCAGUGUAUUUAUCAACUUUCGUCCUUCACUUUUGGGUGCUCACUGAGUGGAGCGUCAAUGGAGGGGGCUUCUACCCGACGAAAUUCUUUGCAGCUUUUUCCAACACAGAAUACGACAAUGCAACCUUCCCCGAACACAUCCACUACGGCGCUAACAUCACCAUCCAAAGCAGCCGACCCAUCUGCGGGUAUCUGGAGUCGUGGUUUGACCUCUUCCCCUCAGACUACACGGCGCCUUGCCAGCAGGUCACGACCUCUACCAUCAGGGACGACGAGGGACUAAUGUGGACAAUCAAGAAAGUGGACCUCGAAGCCGGAGCGGUGAUCGACGGCGGGGACCCCAAGGAGGCGCCGGUGAUGGUGAAGAACGGCGACUUCAUAAUGCUGACUCACGCCGCGACGGGCCGUUCCCUGCGCUCCCACGGCCACCGCGCGCCCAUCACCAAGAGGCACUUCCAAGUCUGCGGAUACGGCGACGACGGCGCCGGCGGCCCCUUCGAAACGUGGGAACUGGUGAUCCCGGGCGAAGCAAAGGGGGCGAACCUCACCAUCAUCAACCAGGACUUCAUGCUCAGGCACUAUAAGAUGAACUGCUACCUCAAAGCCAACGAGAUGGUGAAACUACCCAAGGAAUGGGCCUUCUCGGGCGCCAAGGAAGUGACGUGCUCCAGGAACCCGACCCAGCCUGGCACACUCUGGCACAUCAACUGGAACAACAGCCCAAAACUCGUCAAGACCGUCCACGCUCGAGACCGGUCGGCGAGCCUCUGGGAGAAGAUUUACCAGCAGCACCUUAAUAUGUUCAUCGGGAAUGCUGUCCUCACGCCCCCGGACGACAUGGAGAGGCAGUCGCGCCCUUGGAUGUGGCCGAUCCUGUGGCAGAUGCAGACCAUGGCGUCCUAUGUGGUGAACAACGCAACGAAAGAGGAAGUUUAUGCAAUCGGAAUGGCCAACCCUCUGGUGACCUACCUUAACCUCGCUUGCCUCAUGGGUCUGCUGGUCGUCGCUUUCCUGCACAGCUACAGAGGGAGGCGCUGGAAGGGACACUCAGAUCUCGGCGAAGAGAGCCGUGCCGAUGUCCUCAGUUCGAGCUGGUGGUUAGUGCUGAGCUGGGCAUUCCACUACCUGCCCUUUUUCUUCAUGAGCCGAGUUUUGUAUUAUCACCAUUACUGCCCCUCCUACAUCUUCUCGUGCAUGAUCACAGGGAUGUUCAUCUCAUGGGCUUGCGAGACAGUGUCCUCCUGGAGCUCGGAGACGCGCCGACAGGCCAUCCAGCUGGUGCUCCUGACGGCCGUCGUGGCCGUCCUGUUCACCUCCUACGCCGUCUUCUUCCCCUUGGCCACCUACAUGACGGGCACGGUGUUCGAGGCCAGCCCCAGGAUCAACCCGUACCUCGACUACUUCUACGUCGGGCAGAUGUGGCCUGAGUUCGGCUACAGGAAGUCUGAGUUCAUGUCUGUCACCACUACCAAGGUGGACUUAUGGAAAGAUGACAUCCUGGACAACCCGCACCUCAACGCCACCCUGUACUACUCCACUCCUCUGAACACGACCGCCGGCAUGCCCAAGCUCGACCCUGUCAGGGCUUCGAACUACACCCUUUGGACUUCCACUGAGUCUAGUCUCGUGGACGUGCCUUAUCUCAACACAGAGGACGGCAAUGAAAAAGAAUCUCUUGAGAGUAUGCUUCGAGGAAAGAUUUUAUUAGAUGAGGAAACUGAAGCCUUAAGUGAGGCGAACGUAGGCAGAACCACAAUGAGCGGAGCCGAAGCCGGUUGAUGGAGAAGGAUAGAUGGAUAACGGAUGCAGAAGAAUUAUUUUGAUGAUGAUUAUUAAAAUCAUUAUAACAGAUGGAAGUUUCAUUUUCGUCUGUAUCUAUAUCUGUAUCGAUAGACUAGCUUUUUUAUUAUUAAGACUUUACCUCUUGUUGAACUUUGUAUAUUGUUACGUGGUUUGCAAUAAAUUUAUGAUACGA
Messenger RNA from Penaeus chinensis, 2881 nucleotides. RefSeq names its product protein O-mannosyl-transferase 2-like. Lineage: Eukaryota; Metazoa; Arthropoda; Malacostraca; Decapoda; Penaeidae. Bases 73 to 2685 code for a protein of 870 amino acids. Gene Ontology annotation, molecular function: dolichyl-phosphate-mannose-protein mannosyltransferase activity. The transcript has 18 exons. The record is from RefSeq and is a predicted model, not a curated record. Gene Ontology annotation, cellular component: endoplasmic reticulum; membrane. Gene Ontology annotation, biological process: protein O-linked glycosylation via mannose.